CGCCUUCCCCACAAAAUGGCCUCCAUCUCCUCCUCUGCCGUCGCCACCGUCAACCGCACCACCUCUGCUCAAGCUAGCCUCGUCGCUCCUUUCACCGGUCUCAAGUCUAACGUCGCUUUCCCCGCCACCAAGAAGGCUAACAAUGACUUUUCUUCCCUCCCAAGCAACGGCGGAAGAGUACAAUGCAUGAAGGUGUGGCCACCAUUGGGAUUGAAGAAGUACGAGACCCUCUCAUACCUACCACCAUUGUCCGAAGCUUCAUUGGCUAAGGAAGUCGACUACCUUCUCCGCAACAAAUGGGUUCCCUGUUUGGAAUUCGAAUUGGAGCAUGGUUUCGUUUACCGUGAGCACCACAGUUCUCCGGGAUACUAUGAUGGAAGGUACUGGACAAUGUGGAAGUUGCCUAUGUUCGGAUGCACCGAUUCAGCUCAGGUGUUGAAGGAGCUAGAAGAGUGCAAGAAGGAGUACCCAAAUGCCUUCGUCCGUAUUAUCGGAUUCGACAACGUUCGUCAAGUGCAGUGUGUGAGUUUCAUUGCCGCUAAGCCACCAGGCUACUAAGCAACCCCUACUCCAAAGCUUUCGAUCGACCCUCUUCUCUAACGAUGACUCGGGUUUGUU
Molecule: messenger RNA, 618 nt
Organism: Cynara cardunculus var. scolymus (artichoke)
Lineage: Eukaryota; Viridiplantae; Streptophyta; Magnoliopsida; Asterales; Asteraceae
Product: ribulose bisphosphate carboxylase small chain, chloroplastic
Exons: 4
Coding region: 16-558 (180 amino acids)
Source: RefSeq, a predicted model, not a curated record